Molecule: messenger RNA, 800 nt
Organism: Cladocopium goreaui
Lineage: Eukaryota; Dinophyceae; Suessiales; Symbiodiniaceae
Source: the annotation of a GenBank genome assembly
GACAAGAUAUGGUCCAACUCAUUUGCUAUGCCCAAAGGCAGGUGGUCAGAUCGGCUGCGUAUGUCCAGAGAAUCAAAUUCCUGAACAUGCAGGUGGAUGGUGUCCAGGAGCGUCUGAACUCUUCAGGCAUCUCCUUGCAGUACGAAUCCUUCGAUCGUGUCAAGGCCGCUGAGCGCAACGACUGUGUCACUACCUCGGCAGCUCAUCGACAACUUCUGCUCUUUACCCUGGACGCGGAGAGGCAAACCACCUAUCCAGUGGUGGAUGAUACCAGGACUGCCAACGACGACGAGGAUGGCUGGGUGUGUGGUGGCACCACCAAAGCCUGGGAUCCGGAACUGCUUGAGGCCUUGCGGCCGCAGACGGCACCGGAGCUCCAAGGCGUUCCAUCUCGGCCUUUCACUCCACGGAGCCAGAUGACAAAGCCGCCCUCGCCGCCCAAACGAGAGACUCACGACGUGGAGGCCGUGGCCCGAACUUUCAACUUUGCUCGGCAGUGCGCCGCAAAGAAGUUGCCGAUGCCGAAUUUGGGCACCUUCACCCUGGGCGAUGAGUCGCGCCUGAAGCUGUCCAACUGGUCACUAGGUGAUGAUCCUUUGAUGGCCUUGGCUUCCAGCCCCCUGCGGGACAAUGUUGCAGUGGUGGAAGAGGGCAAUUUCGCAGGAAACAGGCUGACCAACAAAGGAGUUGAUGCCAUUGUCUCGAGUUUGGGCAGUGAUCUCACGACUUUGAACCUCUCGGCCUCUCGGGCAUCCAACAUUGGUAGCGGGGCUCUGGCUCAAUCCUCCCUGGAGGAUUGA